Messenger RNA from Talaromyces marneffei, 2718 nucleotides. RefSeq lists its product as uncharacterized. Gene Ontology annotation, molecular function: protein kinase activity; ATP binding; protein binding. The record is from RefSeq and is a predicted model, not a curated record. The transcript has 4 exons. Gene Ontology annotation, biological process: protein phosphorylation. The coding region runs from base 1 to 2718 and encodes 905 amino acids. Lineage: Eukaryota; Fungi; Ascomycota; Eurotiomycetes; Eurotiales; Trichocomaceae.
AUGUUGGCCUCGAAGCCUGCAUAUCAAUCCACUUUGGGUCAUUCAACAUCCUCGUCGACUCCGUCAUAUCAAUCAACGAGUUUCCAUAGAACCGGCACACCUUCGAUGACAAGCGAUGGAAUGUUUACAUCUCCCACCGAAUCGGAGUUCUCAGUGAAUAACGAUGGAUUGGAUUCAGUUCGGUCGUGGGAUGAGAAGAAGGUUGCCGAUUGGCUUCAUAGUAUAAGAUGUGCACAAUACGAGCCUUUAUUCAAAGCAAACAAUUUUAAUGGAGAUAAUCUGCUCGAAUGCGAUCAGAAAAUCCUUCAAGAGAUUGGAAUUAAAAAGAUCGGUGACCGGGUCCGCAUAUUCGUCGCUAUCAAGCAACUAAGAAACAAAGCCCUCAUUAAUCUCAAAAAGAAUAACAAGGACCCUCUCGCAGCCCUCGAAGCUACGGCAUACGCACCUUUAUCAAACGACGUAUACUCAUCAUCGAACUCCCGCAAUCCUCUAACCUCAAAAUGGUCCCGCCAACUGGACUCUAUAGGCGGUAGAUCCAAUUCACGUCCCUCAUCGCCUCUGACCAUGGAUGACCGAUCGCGUGCAUUUCGAUACGCUUCUAAUCCAAUUGAUGGCCCUCGUAUGCCUGGUUACUUCAGUCAUCCAUCUUCCGCUGGAUCAGGCUCUGGACGCCAUCCGAUCACACCUGGCGAUAGCUCGCAAUUCUCGCAUCUAAGACAGAACCCGAGCAUUGACGGAUAUACUAUAGGCUCUCUUCCAGCCAACUCACAUGUCAUCCGAAUCAUCUAUACCGGCGGGCAGACGAAGGCCAUGAAUGUGAAAGGCUGCAAAAAUACAGAAGAAAUCAUGGUUCAUGUCCUCAGGAAAUUACAACUUCCGGAAUAUCAACACCGGAGUUACUGUUUCUAUGUCUUAGAUGGAUUGGAGCCCGAUCCAGCGAACUGCCGACGGGUGACAGAUUCCGAAUUGAUGAGGAUAUGUGAAGGCUCUCAGAAAUCCGAACGUGGCCGGCUCAUCUUGAGGAAGAUCCACGCCGGGGAGCCCGAUGCCGAUGAACUACGCCGGGCCGCCCAGUUGGCUCUUGAUGAAAGUCAAGCUACCCAUCUCAAUGCUUUGAGCAGCUCCAAUGCUCGAAACCAGCUCAAGAUUCAGCAAUUGACUGGAGAGCCGUGGCACCAUAUCAAACAGCCCAUCUCUCCAUUGACCUCUGAAAGGUCGAGACAUCUAGCGAACGAUGAGCAUGAAGCUUCUCCAACUUCUGCGGGCAUGGAGCGCCCAUCUGCAUCAAAAUUACGAUCCUUCUUCGGAGCUCGACCUCCUAGCGAAAUGAUCAUUCAUGAAUUGACCUCUUAUUUCCCCAGUCAUCAACGGGAAGAUAUUGAAAAGACGAUGCGUAUGUCUGUACGGAGAUCACAGCGACUGAGUCGUGCCGCGAGUCGACUGAGUGUUGUUAGCAAUAUCAGUUUUGCAUCAAGUAUGAAGGAUGCUCCUCCUAUCCCCAGCAUCGCCGACACAUGGCUUACCGGGGGUCAGUUGGCUCGACCAUCCCGACCACUGUCCGUUGCAAGGUCUCAUCUUCCUCAGGUCUCAUAUCGGGACUCGAUUGCUUCGAGUUCUCUGCAGCCACUUCAAGAGGAGUCACCAAUUGAGCCAGAUCGCAAGUCUUACGUAUCAUUCGGAAGUGGAUCGGAUCCUGUGUUGGGUGAUGCAAACUCAGCUCAAAGGAGCUUCCUUGAUGAGACACUCAGCGUCGCGGCCACUGAUGGUGGUGGCUCUUUGAAUGAACGACUGAGCAUGAUUGUGGCGGAGGACGGAGAAGAAGAGGACACUGGUCUCGCCGACUUCUUGAAUGGAGACAAUUUCGCGGCCAAGAACUGGAUGAAAGGUUCUCUCAUUGGCGAGGGUUCUUUUGGAAGUGUCUUCCUCGCGCUUCACUCGAUUACUGGAGAGCUUAUGGCGGUGAAGCAAGUGGAGCUGCCUUCAGCCACCAAGGGCACCGAAUUUGACAAGAGGAAAAACACCAUGGUCACGGCUCUGAAGCAUGAGAUUGAACUUUUGCAAGGAUUGCACCAUCCUAACAUUGUCCAAUACCUUGGUACCUCUGCAGACGACCACAACCUGAACAUUUUCUUGGAGUAUGUCCCUGGUGGCUCCAUUGCCGAAAUGCUCAAACAAUACAACACCUUCCAAGAACCCCUAAUCAAAAAUUUUGUCCGCCAAAUCCUCGCCGGAUUAUCCUACCUACACAGCCGAGAUAUCAUCCACCGUGAUAUCAAGGGCGCCAACAUCCUCGUUGACAACAAAGGCGGCAUCAAAAUCUCCGAUUUCGGUAUCUCCAAACGUGUCGAAGCAUCCGCCAUGCUGGGAUCAAGCGCAGUUAGCGGAAGAGGUCAUCUGCACCGCCCUUCCCUCCAGGGCAGUGUCUACUGGAUGGCCCCCGAAGUCGUCCGCCAAACAGCCCAUACCAAGAAGGCCGAUAUCUGGAGUUUGGGCUGUCUUGUCGUUGAAAUGUUCAUUGGUGCCCAUCCUUUCCCGGAUUGCAGUCAAUUACAAGCUAUCUUCAAGAUUGGCAACAACCAAGCGCGACCCCCUGCACCCGAGCACGCUAGCGAAGAAGCUCGCGCGUUCCUGGAUGUGACGUUUGAGAUUAAUCAUGAGAAACGACCUAGUGCGGAUGAGUUGUUGGAAUGUGAGUUUUUGGCUGUAACGGUUGCUUAG